AUGGAUGAGGCUGAUAAACCAAAGACAGCUUUUGUCACAAGAAAUGGCCUAUUUCAAUUUUCAGUAAUGCCCUUUGGACUUUGUAACAGUCCAGCAACUUUUGAGAGACUGAUGAAGACGGUUCUUGCUGGACAUGGCGUUCAUACCAAACCUCAGAAAAUAGCAGUGGUAAAAGACUGGUCUGUUCCCAUAGAUGCAAGCGAAGUGCGUUCAUUUGUGGGUCUUUGCAGUUAUAACAGGAGAUUUAUUGUAGGUUUCUCCUCACUAGCUAAACCAUUAUUUAGGUUGACUGAGAAAGGCCGAGUUUUCAAUUGGACAUUGGAGUGUCAGGAGGCUUUCGAAAAGCUUAAGCACCAUUUAGUCACUGCUCCCAUUCUUGCACAUCCUAACUUCUCAUUGCCUUUUAUUUUAGACACAGACGCAAGUCAAGUGGGUCUCGGUGCAGUCCUUUCUCAAGAAAUAGAUAGUGAAGUUAGAGGAAAUGAUCAGGAUGAUGAUCCUAAAACAGAAACUGUACAGGCAGUUGAGAAAACAUUGGCUGGAAAUGGACUUACGAUUGAAGAACUCCAAGAGCAAGAUUCAGACAUAGCAAAAAUAAAUAGCUGGGUGUCAUCUCAGAAGCGGCCAGAGUUUGCAGAAAUAAAGGCUGAAAGUAAUGUUGUGAAGUCGCUAUGGUCACAAUGGAAUACAUUAGAGAUCAAUAAUGAUAAUGAUGUCCGUAGCUAUGUGACUGGAUGUCCACAAUGCAGAAAACGAAAAUCUCGUUCUGCUGGAAAAUCAUACAUGCAGUUAGAUCAAACUGAGUUUCCCUUAGAACGGGUAGCCACAAAUAUUAUGGGGCCACUACCUGAAACCGAGAAAGGUCAUAAGUAUAUUCAAGUCAUAUCUGACUACUUUACUAAGUGGACAGAGGCCUUUCCUCUGAAAAACAUAGAAGCACAGACAGUUGCUGAAGUCAUAGUAGAACAGUUUGUUAGUAAGCUUGGUAUCCCAGAAAUAAUACAGUGA
Messenger RNA from Saccostrea echinata, 1008 nucleotides. RefSeq lists its product as uncharacterized. The transcript is spliced from 4 exons. The coding region runs from base 1 to 1008 and encodes 335 amino acids. Gene Ontology annotation, molecular function: nucleic acid binding. Lineage: Eukaryota; Metazoa; Mollusca; Bivalvia; Ostreida; Ostreidae. The record is from RefSeq and is a predicted model, not a curated record. Gene Ontology annotation, biological process: DNA integration.